AUGUUUUGUUGAGGUUUUCUUUGCAAAAGAUUAUGAUUCACGUAUCUAAAUGAACUGUUAAUCAUUAUUUAAGCAGUUUUAACGAUUGGCAUUUAUAUAAAUAAUGGAUUCUUCGAGAAGAAAUAACUUUGAAGAUCAGCGGUGCAUCCUAGGACUACAAGAUUUGAAAUUAUCCAACAAAGAUGAGGACGGCACUGAGCAAGCGCACGGGGCUGCAACAUCGAAAACAAAUUCUCUCGCCAAGGCUCGGCCUGUGGGAGCGAUCGAAAGCUUCGUUCUGGACAACACCCAGACUAAUAGACAGGAUUAUAGUUUUUACGAACGUUCAAACGUGAUAGCAUCUUCAAAGUUCGCGACUCCAAAGCGUGUAGAAACGAUAGCGUCGAUCAACAAACGCGAUAUAAACACGGCGGCACUCCCCGCUAGCCCAACACGAUCCAUUGAUAGUAAGUCGCAGAGAUCGCUCAGUUACCAAACUGAGGAUCUGUACGAGAUUCCUGCAAACCCAAAUUCUCAGUUUCCACCUCCUGUGUAUGAAAACAUAGAAUACUACGGUGAACAGCGAUCCCAGCAGCCGCCGUACUUCCACCAGUUGUACCAGGCGGGCGCGCCGCCGCCGCCGCCGCCGCCCGUGUCUGACGGCUACUACGACACGCGCUACAGCAAGGCUCAACCGCAAGUACCUGUCAACGCUAAGCCUAAACAUAACCCCACUGUCUACGAAAAUAUGCUUUGUCCAGAUGGUGAUAAGAAAAACGAAUAUAAACCACUUCAGAAGAAUGAGCAACGUUUUGUGCAGCAAGGAUCAAUGCCAGGGCCACAAGUGCCUAAUACUGCAUCCAACAGAAGCAUUUCACAGUUGUUAAUGAAUGACAAAGGCAUAUCAGAAAAAACUCCUCCACCGCCUCCAUAUAAUUCCUCGCAAGACAGCUCUAGCAGUGAUUACACAGUAAUGAAAUCGGCUCCACCUAAGUACACAGAUGUCACAGCUCUUCUUAAGAAUGGCAGUGCUUCCAGUUUUGACAGUAAAGUUGUUCCAUCAACUGCUAUUUACGCCUCAAUAGCCCCAAGUGCUCAAAGGCCUAAGGCUUAUUCUGCUACUGAAGUUCAACAAAACCCCAAGUUUUAUCACUCAAAGCCUAAUCCAGGAAUUGACAAGCCACCAGCUAUAAAUGGUGGAUUUGCAAAGCCACCACCAGUUAAUCGGAUGCAGAUAGUGGAUGAUGCCAAUGCUUCAGACUAUGUGUGCAUGAGUGGAGGUUCCCCUGCUACAUCAGUUCCCACAACAAGAGAUAACAUGUCAUCUGGCUCAGAAUCUCUAGGAUCUCGGAACUUGGUGUCGGGUCUGCCAUCUUUGUGCUCACCAGCAGCAUCACCAGCACCAAGCCCAACACCGAGUUCAGUAUCAGGUGUGUCUGGUGUGUCGGGUGGCUCACGCGGUUCAGGUGGACGCGGAAAGAGCUUGCUGCCAUAUAGCAUCACGCCACCUCGCCCUGCUGGGCCCAGUGAGGCACAACGCAAGAUUGAGGAACUCACAAGACAGCUUGAAGAAGAAAUGGAAAGACAAGAUGAGGAAGGAGAAUACUUUGGCAUCUGCCACACAUGCGGCACGGGCGUGACGGGCGCCGGACAGGCGUGCCAAGCCAUGGGCAACCUGUAUCACACCAACUGCUUCAUCUGCUGCUCGUGCGGGCGCGCGCUGCGCGGGAAAGACUUCUACAAUGUGCAUGGCAAGGUGUACUGUGAGGAGGACUACUUGUAUUCUGGAUUCCAACAGACUGCAGAAAAAUGUGCAAUAUGCGGCCACUUGAUCAUGGAAUUGAUCCUGCAAGCAAUGGGCAAGUCAUACCACCCGGGCUGCUUCCGCUGCUGCGUCUGCAACGAGUGUCUCGACGGCGUGCCCUUCACCGUGGACGUGGACAACAAGAUCUACUGUGUCAACGACUACCACCGCAUGUUCGCACCCAAGUGCGCCAGCUGCGGGAAAGGCAUAACCCCAGUGGAGGGCACUGACGAGACGGUGCGCGUGGUGUCCAUGGACCGCGACUUCCACGUGGACUGCUACAUGUGCUGCGUGUGCGGCAUGCAGCUCACCGACGAGCCCGACAAGCGCUGCUACCCGCUCGCCGGCAAGCUGAUGUGCCGCUCGUGCCACCUCGCCACCAUCGGCGCCGCCUCGGGCCCCGGCCAGCCGCCCGCGCCGCACCUGUCGCCCGCCUCCUACCAGUACAUGGGAUAAGCACAUACUGAUGGAAAACACCGAGGGUUCUAAUGUCACAACAAGCGGAAUUCUUUUGAGCACCGUGCGUGAAUGCAAAACUGCAACUUGUGGGCUCAAAUUUUCAACUUACAAAUACCUAAUGAAGCAGGCGGGCGUUAGGCCCCAUUUACACGAGAGCUUUUUCAACGCGCGUUAAAAAAGCGUUUGAAUGACACAAAUGGAUACAUGUGUAUUUGUUCACACGAUGGCGGUGGCGCUUUUUAUCAAGCUUUGUUGGAUUUUCGACUUUAAGCGUUAGUCGUUAAAUCGAAUUUAGCGUGUAGACGGAUUCAAACGCUUUUUUAACGCGCGUUGAAAAAGCUCUCGUGUAAAUGGGGCUUUACUGUCACGCACCGAGAUAAUAGUUUACUACAGCCAUCAAAGAAUGAUGUCCGACAGACCUUGGCGCAACACGUAACGAUUCUAGAUAGCCGAAUGCUAAGAACACUACUAAAUUUCUCCUUAUAUUUGAAAUCAUGUAUACUCUGGCACACCCAGUUUGUCAGUAGAAAAAGACGCGAAAUUCAAAUGUUGUAUGGGAGGACAACACUUCGCACCUACAUUUUUUAACUUUGCCGCCUUUUUCCACUGACAAUCUGGGUGUGCCAGAGUAUAUGUCCCAAGUUCUCAUUUGAUGGUUUGCUACAUGCUAUAGUUCCUUCCACAACGAUUUAUCGUAAAGUCUAAACCGAAGCUGAUCUGUCUGCAUGCCUUGACGAACAUAUACCUAUCUGGAACCAUUUCAGUAGAUCUAAACGUUAUUGACGUCAAUUGGAUUGGAUAUAUAACUGGACAUUGCGCUUCAAUCAAAGUUAUUCGGUAAUUUUAUACAAACGUAUAUAUAUACCUGUAUUAGAAACCUACAUACAUAUAUAUUAUAAUCAUAUCGGGAUUCCUGCAAAGAAGAUUAGAUAGACACUAAAUAUAAUGCAUAAUGGCUAAAAACUUGUUGUCUAUUGCCUUUGUUAAGUUUUUAGUUCUUAGUUGCUCUAUGUUCAUAUGAAAUUUUAGGGUUUACUGUAAGUAAAGAAAAUAUAUCAAUAUCCAGUUCUGAGCCGUAAGGGAUCAAAACAAUGUUUGAUGCUAAUUUAAGACUAAUAUGCGCAGCUUGGUAAUAUUUGUAUGCAUUUGUUUAUAACUUGGCAGUUGGCCAUGAAGAAUGUUUUUACUAAAGUAUUCAUAGUACACUUCGUUAUAUUAUUAUGCUCUCUUUGCUGUAAAAAUAAAACCUUAAAGACUCGAUGUAUGUUAUACAUAUACCUAUUAAAAGGCUCAAAUAAUAAUUACGGCAUAUGUUCCACUUGACAAUGAAUUGAUUUAUAUUAGUACAUAGGCUUAAGUUAAUGGUGAUAAAAAUGUUGACAGAAACUGAGUAUUAGAUGUUCAUAUAUACAAAAAGCGAUUUAACUCGAUAAACAUUACGAAAAUGUAAUGCAGUUUGUUAUAUAAUAAGUCAGCAAAUAGGCUAAUCUGUUUAAUAUUUCAUAUAAAUAGGAAAUUGCAUGUAAGUAUAUGUAAUUGUAUAAUGUGAUUAGUUGGAGCCAACAGUGGCACAAGCCUGUUAUAGAUGUGAUAUAUAGGUUUACUGCUCUGAUUCUUAUGAGUAGGUAUGUCUCUACUACACCGCGAACGACAAGUGAAUUGCUGUUGUACACUUUAAUAAUAAAAUUGACUAUUAUGCCAUUCAUAUUUAUAUUUUAGACUUUUAAUUUUUUUGCAAUAAAUAUAUCAAUAAUGACUUGAUGACACAGAUUGCUAAUGGUUAACAAUGCCAUUCAAUGGAAAAGUGCCACGAAUGUUGCUAUGCAUUUAUUACGUUUUAAAUAAAACGCCAUAUGACAGCACACGGCAUAUGACAGCAUAUGGUGAUGAACUCGGGUCUGUGGCAAUGAAAUGAAAUGGUAAAUUCAAUGUCAUCUUUAUACAUUUAUGAUGGCGCUCCUAUACAUUCCAGUUCCGUGCUGUCUUGUUGUGUACUUAAUUUUAGGUUGUUUUAUAAUCUGUACAUAUUGCUGAGGAAAAAUGUGAUUAUUUAGCUCUUUUAUACAAAAUAAAGAUGGUUUGUUAAGGCAUAACUUUUUAAUAUUUAAAUAAUAAUAUUUAAACAAUAAAUAUUUCAAAAUUUUAUAAA
This is a messenger RNA of Cydia splendana, 4391 nucleotides long. It is a transcript of the gene jub, whose product is annotated as LIM domain-containing protein jub. Bases 104 to 2239 code for a protein of 711 amino acids. The transcript is spliced from 6 exons. Gene Ontology annotation, cellular component: P-body; transcription regulator complex; adherens junction. Gene Ontology annotation, biological process: regulation of DNA-templated transcription; positive regulation of miRNA-mediated gene silencing; cytoskeleton organization. Gene Ontology annotation, molecular function: transcription corepressor activity. The record is from RefSeq and is a predicted model, not a curated record. NCBI's taxonomy places the organism in Eukaryota, Metazoa, Arthropoda, Insecta, Lepidoptera, Tortricidae.